CUUUCAUCUUUUUUUUUUCUUUCUGAAAACUUUCCGUCUUUCCCCAUCUUCAAGCAUCGAAAUCACUCUGAGAAAGCCAGGAAUUCCUCCCAACGAAAAUGGCUGGGUUUGCAAAAGCAUUUGAUGCUGUAACAGAUGCCGCUUCCACAGCCUGGGGCUUCGCCAUGCACUUCUCGAACUCAUCGCCCGAUCAACCCAAGGUCGACGUCUCCGGCGAUCGAAGUCUCCAAACCCUAGAUCUUCAUCCCUCUCGCCGGAAUCCAUUAGAGGACAGCCUCAACGGAAUGUUUGCAGGCAUGGUCAAGAGCGGGGAGACGAUUCUGGAAAAUUGGAUGAAACGCGAUGGAGAGGACGUUGAGGUGUUCGAACAAUUCUGCCUUUUGGCUUCCGAACUCGUUUCCAAUACUGCUUUUGGAAAGAAUUGUAUGGAAGCAAACAACAAAUCUCCUCACAUGGGUUGGGUUGUGAAGAAGAAUGAUGCAUUUGAGUCCAAGAAACAUGAGCAGUCAAAGACGUUGGAAGAACUUUUUAGGAAAGGUUUCCCCGGGAAACCUUUUGCCACGAAUCAAGAAAGUGAAAAGAACAAUAAGUAUUCAAAUGAAGAAAUUGCACAUGAGUGCAUGGCAUUCUGCUUUGUGGGAUGCACUGCAACAGCAUCUAUCCUAGGAUGGAUGGUCCAUAUGCUAUCUAGAGACAAGAACUUGCAGGAAAGAGCAAGGAAAGAAGUAAUUGAAAUAUUUGGCUGUGAAUAUAUCAAUCCUGAAGGCAUUGAAAAGCUAACAGUUAUAGAUAAGAUUCUAGAAGACUGUGCAAGGCUAUAUCCACUAGUGCCCUUCAAACUGAAGGUCAGCAAUGGAAACGCAGAAGAACAGCCUGACGGGGACAAAAGGAACCCGACAGUCUUUCACUUUGGACAUGGCCGUGGAGCAUGGCUGGGGUGGAAUUUUGCAAAGCUUGAAGCCAAAGUGGUUCUUUCCAUGAUCCUGAGACGCUUUGUGUUCACGCUCUCUCCUGCCUACAAUCACUCCCCAGUCCGAGGCUUUACAGUCACUCCAAAGCACGGAAUCAGAGUCAUUCUCCAAGUGCGCAGAGAGGAGAGUAAGACGGUCAAGAUCAUCAAAACAUUGGGCAUUGUUGCUGGUGUGGCUGCUGCUGCCUGGGGUAUAUCGAAGCUGCUCGGACCAGAUGAACCGGUUCCAAAACCGGAAGAAGGAAAGAAGGUGAAGAUGAUGAAGAAUCCCGGAAGGCCUCAUGAACUAAUUGCCAGGAGUCCGUUUGAAGAAACCCCAGCACAGCGCUUCAAGAGGAACCGCGAACUGGCAAAGGCCGAGAAACUUGCAAAGCGUGCCCUAGGAAUCAAAUGAAGGUAUUCUCCCGGGCUUCCCAUGAACUGCUUUAGUAUAUUCUUGUCUAUGACUGCUUUGUAAUGAAUUGUUUUCUCCAUUGCGUGCGAGAGGGAUGAAAUUUGGAGUUUGAGGAAUUAUAUUUUAACAUUAUUAAAUUGCUUUAUGAUUCCUAAAUCCCAUUUCCCAUCGCGAAUAGUUAUGAUUUGACUGUCGGGAGUUGUCAUUUUAUUAGUCACGUUUGUACAAUGAAUGAAAUGAAGUCAAGCAACAUUA
Messenger RNA from Cuscuta campestris, 1619 nucleotides. The record is from the annotation of a GenBank genome assembly. Lineage: Eukaryota; Viridiplantae; Streptophyta; Magnoliopsida; Solanales; Convolvulaceae.